UUCGGAAAUCAAGCAGUACCAGGAGCAGAAAAAGGAGGCAGAGAACUUCCAAAAGAAGACACAGGAGCGGGACGAGGCAGUCAUUACUCACAUAUUGUGGAAGCUUUAUCACUUCCAACGUGUUAUGGACGAGUCCAGCGCGAAAAUCCAGGAGCAUCAGGAGCACUUGAAGGAAUUUCGCCGCAAUGUUGACGCUUUUGAGAAGAAGCUCGAAGCUGCGCGGAAGGAGCAGGCCGCCGUGGGCCGCGAGGUCAACAAAGUAGAGAAGAGCAUCAAGGGCAAGGAGAAGAGCAUCGAAGACAGGGAGAAUAGCCUUGUCCCGAUUGUUGAGAAAAUCAAGCAGAGCUCGGAUGACAUGGGCGUGCUCCGGAAAAGGAUGGGCGAUGUCAAGAAGGACCGCGACGACAAAGCGACCAACAUACAGAAGCUGAAAAAGGAUUUGGCCACGUUCGAGAAAGCACAUCAACAGUUCGAGAAGCAAUGGGCCGAGACAUUAAAGAAACAGGGCAAAGAGUUGAGCGACGCAGACCGCAAGGAGUACACCACUCUGCAGGCCGAGGCCAUGAGGAAGACAUCGGAAAACAAGACAAAGCUAGCGAAUCUGGAGCGCCAACUCAAGGGCGAUGAGGCUACAGUAUACAGCCUCAAGGGUAAGAUCGACUAUUUCCAGGUGGCUGUCGAGAAGCUCCAGAGCGAGGUCCAAGCGGUUAAGGAUCGCAGGAACGCCAGCCAAGAUGCAGUCCGCCAGAUUACCAGCGAGAUUGAUGCGAAGAAGAAGGAGUUUAAUAGCGUCCAGUCUGAGCGGAUUCGGAUCAACAACACUCAUACAGAGUUGGAAGAGAAGCUCCGCGACGUGCUGAGGAAACUGGACGACGCGGAUAUGGGGCGGAGACAGAACGAGAAGGAGGCCAGAAUGAGAAACAUGGUAAGCGAUCUCAAGCGCAUCUAUCCGGGCGUCCGCGGGCGGGUCGGAGAGCUCUGCAAGCCGAAGCAAAAGAAAUAUGACGAAGCUGUCAUCACUGCGCUGGGCCGCGACUUUGACGCAGUCGUGGUCGACACCGACAAGACCGCUGUAGAUUGCGUUCAAUACCUGAAAGACCAGCGCUUCUCUCCCCUUACCUUUAUCCCGCUCGACAACAUCAAGGUCAACACGUCCAACCCAGCCGUCAAAGGGAUCUCGGGCGCGCGACUCACCAUUGACACCAUCGAUUUCGAUCCUUCUGUGGAGCGGGCUGUUGCAUACGCCUGCGGCGAUUCUGUGGUCUGCGACAGUCUGGAUGUUGCCAAAGACAUCGUGUACAACAGGAAAAUCCAAGUGAAGGCUGUGACCCUACAGGGCUAUGUGAUCCACAAGGCCGGCACUAUGUCGGGCGGUCGUUUGCCAGAGGACAAAGGAUCGAAGCGACGGUUCGAAGAACACGACGUUCAAAAUCUGCAGCGGUUGGCUGAGAAGUUCCGGGACGAGAUCGCAAAGCUGCCCAGGCCAGGAAGACGAGGCGCGGCUGAGGAGUCUUUGCAGAACGAGAUCGGCGCGCUGGAACAACGGCUCCGUCUGCAGCAGAGCGAGCUCGCUGCCUUCGAGAAGAACCUCAAGAGCAAGCAGAAGGAGCUUGAUCAUGCGAAACGAGAGCUCAAGGGAUACGAGCCAAAGUAUGUGGAGAAGGAAGCCGAGCUCCAGCGGACACGCGCUACCGUCGAGAAGUUCGAAAAGGCCAUCUCAGAUGUCGAGGACAAGAUCUUCACCAGCUUCUGCAAGAGACUCGGAUACGAGAACAUCCGUGCCUAUGAAGCUCAGCAGGGCAGUCUCGAGCAGGAGGCGGCUCAGAAACGCCAGGACUUCGACCUGCAGAAGCAACGCAUCCAAAACAACCUGUCUUGGGAAUCGUCGCAACAUGACGUGGCUAGCGAUCGGCUGCGAGCUAUGGAGGCAGCCUUGCAACGGCACCAGAAGGACGUCGAGGCCUACCAGCAGGAGAAAGAAAAAAUCGAGGAAGCGAUGGCACAAGACCAGGACGAGCUGGAAGCUCUCCAAGAAUCGCUCGAAGAGAUCAAGGCCAGUCACGCCGAAAAGUCCAAGAAGGUGGCCGAUGCGAAACAGGACCUGCAGAAGAAGACCAAGGAGAUUGAGUCCAGGUUGAAGGAAAUCAGCAACCUCGAGGCAACAGUGCAGAAGAACAGCGGUCAGAAAUUCGCCUUACUUAGGCGGUGCAAGCUGGAGCAGGUCCAAUUACCGCUGCAGGAGGGUUCUCUCGACAACAUCCCGAACGAGGAUGUCCUGCUCCAAAAAGACCAGGAUGCAAUGGAUGUGGACGGCGAGGAGGACGAGCACGAGGUGCUGGAGGCGGCAAUGGACGACUACGGCAUUGAGAUUGACUUUGACGGCCUGGACGAUGAUCUCAAGAAUCCCGAUGACGACCACGAAGACAAACUGCAAGAAAGAAUAAACUCACUCACAGCCGAGCUUGAAAAGCUCAAUCCCAACAUGCGCGCCAUGGAGCGCCUGGAGUCCGUGAAGUCGCGCCUCGAAGCCACCGAAAAGGACUUCGAGGACUCCCGGGCCGCCCUCCGCGCUGCGCGGGAAGCCUUCAACGAAGUCAAGCAGAAGCGCUUCGAGCUCUUCAACCGCGCAUUCACACACAUCCAGGAGCAGAUCACACACGUCUACAAAGACCUGACCCGGUCCGACGCCUAUCCCCUCGGCGGCCAAGCCUACCUAGACAUCGAAGAAGAUACCGACACGCCUUACCUGUCCGGGAUCAAAUACCACGCCAUGCCGCCGCUCAAGCGAUUCCGCGACAUGGAGCACCUGUCCGGAGGCGAGAAGACGAUGGCCGCGCUAGCGUUGCUGUUCGCGAUCCACUCUUACCAGCCAAGUCCUUUCUUUGUGCUGGACGAGGUGGAUGCCGCGCUCGAUAAUGCGAACGUCGAGAAGAUCAAAAAGUAUAUCCGCGAACAUGCUGGGCCGGGCAUGCAGUUCAUUGUCAUCAGUCUCAAGCCGACGCUCUUCCAGGACAGUGAGAGCUUGGUCGGGGUGUAUCGCGAUCAGGAGAUGAAUAGUUCGCGGACGUUGACGUUGGAUUAUGUGUGAUGACGCAUUGUUCGCCGCGGGUGGCUAGCAGCAAUCACUGUCUUGGAGAGAGGAAUCCGAGUGGCAUGAAGGGAGGCAGUGCUUUGACUUCACGAACCAACGACGCUUCGAAACGGCGAAUUGG
Chaetomium strumarium is the source of this 3212-nucleotide messenger RNA. RefSeq lists its product as uncharacterized. Gene Ontology annotation, molecular function: ATP hydrolysis activity; ATP binding; DNA binding. The transcript has 3 exons. NCBI's taxonomy places the organism in Eukaryota, Fungi, Ascomycota, Sordariomycetes, Sordariales, Chaetomiaceae. The record is from RefSeq and is a predicted model, not a curated record. Gene Ontology annotation, cellular component: nucleus; cohesin complex; chromosome. Gene Ontology annotation, biological process: sister chromatid cohesion. Bases 125 to 3088 code for a protein of 987 amino acids.